UUCUGAAAAACAAACCAAACAAAGCCUUCGUCUCCGAGGUUAACUGGUUAACUCAGUUUCUAAUUGACCUCAAAUGGUCAUCGGCUGAAGAUCAAAAUUACUCUCUCUCUCUCUCUCUCUCUGAGCCAAGUACAGAAUGAUGGUUCGUACACUCUUCAACUCAUCAUCAACAGUCUUGCUGUUGAAAACCAAAGUUGAUUUAAUUUCCAAUCAAAAUCUGCUUGGUAAAGCCACAACAACGAGGAGGAGCUUGAAAUGCAACGGCAGACAAGUUCAUGGGUCCGAUUCGUCUCCCACACUCAAACAAUCAAACGACAAAGUCCUCCAAUCACGCGCUCCGGACUCUUUAUGUGCCCACAGAUUCUGCUCUUGCGGAAGAAGACGCUUAAUGGAAGGUUGCGGGUUUUAAGUCUCAGAUCUUUACAAAUUUGAGGGGAAAGGAUAAGACAGUGUUGGAGCUUGGCAUUGGGACAGGUCCUAAUCUCAAAUAUUAUGCCAGUGAUAAUGGUGUUCGUGUUUUUGGCAUAGAUCCCAACAGAAAGAUGGAGAAGUAUGCACAGGCAGCUGCAGCAGCUGCUGGCCUACCUCCAGAAAAUUUUAAAUUCAUACACGCGGUUGGGGAGGUUUUGCCAUUAAGUGAUGCUUCUGUUGAUGCAGUUGUCGGAACGCUUGUACUGUGUUCUGUAAAAGACAUUAAUAUGACACUGAAAGAGGUGAUGAGGGUGCUUAAACCGGGUGGUCUUUUCUUAUUUGUGGAGCAUGUGGCUGCAAAAGAUGGUACGAUUCUCAGAUUUGCACAGGGCAUUCUUGAUCCUCUUCAGCAGACAGUCUCUGAUGGGUGUCACCUUACAAGAAAAACGGGAAAGUGUAUAUCUGAAGCAGGGUUUUCUGCCGUCGACAUAAACACAGCUUUCGUGUCUGUUGCCUGUAUUCUAGGCCCUCAUGUUUACGGAAUUGCUUUCAAGUAGAAUAAAAUGACAAAAAAGGUGUAAUUCAUAGUAACCCUGCAGUUUGGUGAUGCUGAACAUAUGUUGCGGCAUUCGAUCGUCAAUUCAAGAGAAUGUGCUGAUGCAUGUACUAAUGCAAUCACUAAGCAAAUGGAGGAUCUUUGGAGUAUUUCAUUCAUUAUUUGUCAGUGUAUUGCUUCCAUUCAGUAUUUGUCAGUGUAUUGUCAUUCAGUAUUUCAUUCAAUAUUUUAUUUUUGUUGGUCAAGAUUGGACCUGUGUUUUUUUGCCUUGCAUGAGGAAAGUGCAUCCCUUACUAGGCUCAUUGCCAUGUAUUUUCAUGCAAUGCACUUGUAAUGAUCUAAGUUACACAAUAAUCAUGUGGGCUCACUUAUGUGUGAUUUGUGAUU
Messenger RNA from Camellia sinensis, 1354 nucleotides. The record is from RefSeq and is a predicted model, not a curated record. NCBI's taxonomy places the organism in Eukaryota, Viridiplantae, Streptophyta, Magnoliopsida, Ericales, Theaceae.